Messenger RNA from Diospyros lotus (date-plum), 1938 nucleotides. RefSeq names its product protein FAR1-RELATED SEQUENCE 5-like. The transcript is spliced from 7 exons. The record is from RefSeq and is a predicted model, not a curated record. Lineage: Eukaryota; Viridiplantae; Streptophyta; Magnoliopsida; Ericales; Ebenaceae. Bases 1 to 1938 code for a protein of 645 amino acids. Gene Ontology annotation, molecular function: zinc ion binding. Gene Ontology annotation, biological process: regulation of DNA-templated transcription.
AUGAGUGACAUAGAAGGAAAUCCUAUUGUGCUUGCAGAAUCAUUCGAAGAUAAUGAGGAAACUUUCGUUAAUAAUGAGGAAAUUACCGAAAAUAAUGAGUGUACUGCGUUAGAAGAAGAGAGUGAUCUUGUCCCUAAGGUUGGAAUGAAGUUUAAUGAGGAGAAAGACGUUUUUGAAUUUUACAAAAGAUAUGCUUACGAUGUGGGUUUUCCUGUUAAAAGAAGGAGUUCGAGGAAGGGUGAUGACGACGUUCUAAGCUGGAAUUCCACAACUGUUGUUGAAGCUGGUGGAUAUGAGAACCUGACGUUUGUGGAAAAGGAUUGUAGAAAUUACAUUGAUCAGGUGAGGAGGUUAAGACUUGGUGAAGGAGAUGCUGCUGCUAUUCAAACUUAUUUUUCGAAGAUGCAAGCCUUUUGUCUGGGUUUUUACUUCAGUGUGGAUUUGGAUGAAGAUGGCAGAUUGAAGAAUGUCUUUUGGGCUGAUAAUAGGUGUAGACAAGCAUUUAAGGAAUUCGGCGAUGUUGUCACAUUUGACACCACAUACUUAACCAAUAGAUACGACAUGCCGUUUGCUCCAUUCGUUGGUGUAAAUCACCACGGACAAUCGACACUGUUUGGAUGUGGUAUUAUUUCCAAUGAGGACACCAGGACUUUUGUGUGGUUGUUUAGGACAUGGCUUGAGUGUAUGGAGGAUCAUGCAUCUGCAGGAAUAAUCACUGAUCAAGAUAGGGCUAUGCAAAAUGCUAUUGAGAUAGUCUUCCCUAACACAAAGCAUAGAUGGUGUCUACGACAUAUAUUAAAGAAGUUACCAGAAAAAUUUGGUAACCAUAGUUGUAAGCCAUAUAUUCUUUCAGGCGUACAUGAGAUGGUGUAUGAAUCACAGAGUCCUGAAGAAUUCGAGCAGAACUGGAAUAUCUUCAUUGAGAAAUAUGCACUGCAUGACAAUGAUUGGUUGUCUGGACUUUACAAAGAACGAUGUCGAUGGGUCCCAUGUUUUGUGAGAACUAGUUUUUGGGCAGGGAUGUCAACAACGCAGCGGAGUGAGGGUAUGAACGCAUUCUUUGAUGGAUAUGUACACUCGAAAACCUCAUUGAAGCAAUUCGUUGAACAAUAUGAGCGAGCAAUGAGGUGUAAAGUUGAAAAGGAGUUUCAGGCCGACGUAAGAUCUUUUUCUCAGAUGGUCCCAUGUGUAUCGAGAUUGGCCAUUGAGAAACAAUUUCAAGAAGUGUACACAAUCGCAAAAUUCAAAGAGUUUCAAGAAGAGUUAACUGGAAAGAUUUAUUGCUCGAUUGUGUCUACUGAAGAGGGACCGCUUGGUAUAAGCUGUCACAUGUUCGAGUUUAAGGGAAUAAUUUGUAGACAUGCUGGCACAAUAUUGAUCCAAAAUGGUGUCAGAUCCAUUCCUGAGAGAUAUAUAUUACGGCGAUGGAGGCGAGAUGUUAGUAGAUCCUACAUGAGGGUGAAGAUCAAUUACAAUGGUUGGAUUAGUAUGCCUAGCCAAUUAAGAUACGAUCAACUGUGCAGUGCAUUUGCCAAGGUAGCAGACAAGGUAGCAGACGACGAAGAACGAACUCGGGCAACUAUGGAGUGGAUCCAAUCUCAAUUGAAUGCAUUGAGCAUAUCCAAUGCAAAUCCAAGCUAUGGUGGUAAUAUAUAUGCUCAACACAGUAUGCAAGAACAAGUUCGUAGUUGUGGAGAGAUAGCAACGGCUUCAAGCAAGCAAAUAAUGGAUCCGAUAUGCUCUCAGAGAAAGGGAGCCCCUAGGAAGCUUCGCAGGAAGGGCCCAUUGGAAACACGUACAAAGAAAGCUAAGCUAGUCUCUUGGAAUGCUUCUCACGGAGUGCCUAUGGUGCCGACCUCUAGCAAGGGUCAUCCUUAUGGCCAUGCAUUUUCUGCUCUUGGAAGGAAAGAGUAUGCUCUUCAGAACAAGCUGCUUUAG